AUGACUCCUUUCAUGGCCCAGCCCUGUCCCCCGCCCUCUACUGGCCCCGCACACCGGCCCCCUGGGGAGCAGCACCUGCCGCCCCCCAGGACCCCGUCCUUCCCCCCUGGCCGCCCCCUGGUGCUGCCGGCUUGGCCCAGGACACCUCUGGUGGCAGGAGAUGCUGGUCAAGGCCCCGUUGGGACUGGGGCUGAGAACAUCAUGGACCAGGUCAGGUCAGAAGGGGGACGACCACAGCCCUCCCUGACUCAGACCAUUGUCCUGACUCAGGCCCCCCUCUACGGGAGUGCUCCAGGUGCCAUCUGUGGGGGUGCUGUGUGUCCUGCACCCCUCUUCUUGGAAGCCUCUGCAGUGGAGACGAUUAUGCCCACCUCGGCUUUUGGGGGCGCCCAGGCCGGCGAUGGAGGCUGGUGUCCUGGCCUUCCUCCUCAAGCUCCACCGCCAGCUGCCCAGCUAGCCCCCAUUGUCCCCUCUGUGAAUGCUGGGGCUUUGAGGAAGGGUGGCCUGGCCGCCUCCCAGUCCAGGGCCUCGCUGGAGGACUCCUGUAACCCCAACAGUGUGUACAAAAAUUUCCGACGUUGGCAGCGCUUCAAGGCCCUGGCCCGGCAGCACCUUCCCCAGAGUCCUGAUGCGGAAGCUCUUUCCUGCUUCCUCAUCCCAGUGCUCCGGUCCCUGUCCCGUCUGAAGCCAACCAUGACGUUGGAGGAGGGAAUGUGGCGGGCCAUGCAGGAAUGGCAGCACAAGAGCAACUUUGACCGGAUGAUCUAUUACGAGAUGGCAGAAAAGUUCAUGGAGUUUGAGGCAGAGGAGCAGAUGCAGAUUCAGAAGUUGCAGUUGAAGAAGGGUGUGCAGAUCCAGCCUCCUCCUGCCGCACAGAGACCUGAUCCUCAGGGGCCCCCAGCCCCAGUGGUGGGCGCGCAGCCAGGUACGCUAUGCACCCCCAGGAAGGCUAUACCCAGCGCCCAGAACAUCCAAAGAUACCAACGACCUCAGGAGACCAAGUCACCUAAUGAGAUCCCCCCGGAGGCUGUGAGAGAAUACAUGGACAUCAUGGACAAUCUGCUGGGACUGCCCCACUCAGCCACAGAGGCACCAGGUGAAGGAUGGGAAGAUGAAGUAAAGGAGUGGCUGCAGGAUGAGGGUCUCCUGAGCUACCUGGACCAGCUGUGCUCCCAGGAAGACUUUGUCACCCAGGUGGAGGCAGUCAUCCACCCCCAAUUCAUGGAACAAAUAAUUUCCCCAGAUGCACAGCAGGAUCCCUUGGCCCUGGCUGAGGAGUUGGAGCAGGAAGAAGGGCUCACUGCUGCCCAGCUGGUAGAGAAGCGACUCCUGGCCUCCAAGGAGGGGGGUGUGCAGGCACCCCCGAGUCACGGUGCUCCCCUGUGGGACUCAAGUCCUUCUGAGUCUGAGACAGGCCAAGAUGCCCAGAGGUGUGACCAUGGCCCUCAGCUGGGGGUCAGUGACAAAGCCUGUCCACCAGAGACUGACUUCCAGGAUCAUCAAAGGCCCCAGGCUUUUUCUGUCUCUUCGGGGCGUGAGGAGCACCCACCAUUCCAGGCUCAAUGCUCCUCUGCUCCUCCCCAGGGCCACGUACCUGCUUACUCUGCACUGGGACCCAGGGAUGCCUGUGUUCCCAGAGAGGCCUCUCUUGUCAGGGAGACUCUCGGGACAGACAGGUUCAGUGAGGACGAGGAGGACCUCCCCAGCCUGGCCUUCCUCUUGGGCUCUCCUAAUAGCCUGCUGCCGUGUGGGCUCUCUCUGAGUCCUGUUCCUGCCUCGGGCCUUGCCUGCCCUGGAGGUCGGGGUCCCCGGGGCGCUGCCCAGUCCCAGUUCUUUCAGACACUAGGCCUCAGCCGAGCUUCACCUGCAGCUUCCAAAUCUCGGAAGCGUGCUCUGGGAGGAGGCCCCACCCAUGCGGAGAAGACCCCCCGCACAGGGGCCGACCUGGGGGUCUGUGGGAGGCCAGCACUGGCUCUGGAGCUGGUUUGCUCCUCACAGCCUCACAAGAAAAAGUGUGACCUGGUCACAGGGAGGAGUAAUAAGUGA
Eptesicus fuscus (big brown bat) is the source of this 2046-nucleotide messenger RNA. Its product is annotated as NUT family member 2G-like. The transcript has 6 exons. The record is from RefSeq and is a predicted model, not a curated record. Bases 1 to 2046 code for a protein of 681 amino acids. Lineage: Eukaryota; Metazoa; Chordata; Mammalia; Chiroptera; Vespertilionidae.